UCUAAGCACUCUGCACAAGUUUAACCCUCAAACGCAGGAGCCGAGGAAUAAAGGCCAAGGUUUCCACAUCUCUGAGCAGGAUGGGGAACACGAAGAGCAGCGCCUUGUCGAAGGAGCUACUGGAGGAACUGAAGUCCAACACCAAAUACAGUGAAGCUGAGCUCUGUGCAUGGUACCAGUCGUUCCUGAAAGAGUGUCCAAGCGGAAAGAUCACCAAGGAGCAGUUCGAAGGCAUCUAUGCCAGCUUCUUCCCGGGCGCCGACCCCACUGCAUAUGCCCGGCAUGUUUUUAGGAGUUUUGAUACAAAUGCAGACGGCACGUUGGACUUUAAGGAGUAUAUUGUUGCUUUGCACCUCACCUCUGGAGGAAAGACUCUGCAGAAGCUGGAAUGGGCCUUUGCCUUGUAUGACGUGGAUGGCAAUGGAACCAUCAGCAAAAGUGAAAUUCAAGAGAUUGUUAGGUCGAUAUUUAACAUGAUCCCUGAAGAGGAUCAGCAGAAACUCCCCGAAGAUGAAAAUACUCCUGAGAAGAGGGCUGAAAAGAUCUGGGCGUUCUUUGGAAAGAAGGAAAACGAUAAAAUCACAGAAGGAGAAUUCAUUCAGGGCGUGAUGGACAACAAGGACAUCCUGCGCUUGAUACAAUACGAUGAACCUCAGAAAAUCAAAGACAAGCUGAAAGAAAAGAAGCAAUAGUUCAGGAGCUAAAAUCACCUCCUCUUGUGAUAUAAGACUUUAUUACCCAUGACUUUAUGUUUUACCUUUUUACUCUGCCUGUCUGAGCUACGUUUCUUUUGUGAAUCUGUUUUUAACUCUAGGGGCUAGUAAAUGGGUGAUUAAUGAGAGGCAGCCCUCAAAUCGCCAUUAAUGUAAGAGCUUUUAUUUAAGAGCUUGUAAGAGCUCUGUUAGUUUAUGAUGUAAUUAAAAGUGAAUAUCUUUGUGUCUCUUGACAUCUCACUCAAUUUUUGCUUUGCUCUGCCUGCCAAGAUGGCACCAACCAAUUAGAGAUUGGACAUCUACGUGCUUUUUUUUUACUCUUUGGUUCAUUCAUUAGCCUAAUUGAGAAAAAGUCAGAAGGAGAGCUUCUUAUGUUGGGAAUUAGGAUCAUGUUAACAGUCCACCUGCAUCAACCAAUCCAAUUAAAAGCUGAAGGUCGGUUGAGACACUUGUGUAUUAAUGUAUGUGCUACUGCAUCCAGUAAGAACAACAGGGGCUUGAC
Molecule: messenger RNA, 1215 nt
Organism: Cyprinodon variegatus (sheepshead minnow)
Lineage: Eukaryota; Metazoa; Chordata; Actinopteri; Cyprinodontiformes; Cyprinodontidae
Gene: rcvrna
Product: recoverin
Exons: 3
Coding region: 81-692 (203 amino acids)
Molecular function (GO): calcium ion binding
Source: RefSeq, a predicted model, not a curated record